This is a messenger RNA of Schistocerca piceifrons (Central American locust), 343 nucleotides long. RefSeq names its product defensin-1-like. The transcript is spliced from 2 exons. The record is from RefSeq and is a predicted model, not a curated record. Gene Ontology annotation, biological process: defense response. Bases 41 to 277 code for a protein of 78 amino acids. Lineage: Eukaryota; Metazoa; Arthropoda; Insecta; Orthoptera; Acrididae.
UUUACAGCAGAGGCAAAUUCCAGUGCGAGAUUAUUUCACCAUGAAGACUUCCAUCGUUGUCUUGUUAUUCGCACUGCUCACAAUUGCCAGCAUUGCCUCUUGUUCCUCAGCACCAGCCGAGGAGGAGCACCACGGCGACCGCCACGUGCGCUUCACGUGUGACGCGCUGAGCGGUUUGGGCGUGGCAGACUCGGCGUGCGCCGUCCGCUGCGUCGCGAUGAACAGAGGCUACCAUGGCGGACACUGCAAAGGGGGCGUCUGCCACUGCCGCAAGUAGGAGACCACUGGUCUCUUACAUGUACGCUCAGCAAUAAACGGUCCAGCACUGUAGAGAUACGCUGAA